UCCCAGCCGCUGGGUGAUCAGCCUUCUCCCCCUGCGCCAUGUUUGUUUGAGAGAGCGAAGAAAAUGACAGGACGGGCUGCUGCAGAGGGAUUGUCCUGAGGAGAGGGAAGGCAGAAUGAGCGUUUGAAAAGCUCUGCUACUGGAAUAUGAAAGGGGCAACUUCGCGCUUCUUUUUCUGUCGGCCCUUGAAUUGUUGAGUACGGACGGUGCAGCUGUCUGUUUUCAGUAUCCAACUUACGGCGGAGCAAGUUCGGGUCCGCUGCCGAUUUUGAACUUGACGAUUCUCCACCUCUCCAAGUGGCUCUCUCGCCUUCCAUUCGUUUGUCUUGCGGAGACCACCGGCCAUAAAUUUAAAAAAAAAAUUCUGGUCUUUUCCUUCUGCGCGAAACCUCAACUCGAGCUGCAUUAAUUUGGAAAGAUUUGAGACAGAACUCGUGUGGUUGGUUCUGAAUUUCAUUUUGUUUUGCUUUCUUUGAUUUCAAUCCGGAUUGUUUGGAAGGAGUUGGCAGAUUGAGCAGAGAGUUCUGCGGAUAAAAGAGGCAGUGAUUGUUGAUAGACGGAUAUAAUUAAAAAUGUCAAGCUGUAUACCGGCGGACAUGAUUAAUUUACGACUCAUCUUGGUCAGUGGAAAAACAAAAGAAUUUCUAUUUUCACCCAAUGACUCAGCAGCCGACAUUGCCAAACAUGUAUAUGAAAAUUGGCCGAUGGAUUGGGAAGAUGAAUUUGUCAGCAGUCCAAGUAUUCUUCGGCUCAUCUAUCAAGGGCGAUUUCUACAUGGAAAUGUCACUCUUGGAGCUUUAAAGCUUCCACUUGGUAAAACUACUGUAAUGCACUUGGUUGCAAGAGAAACAUUGCCAGAGCCAAAUUCCCAGGGUCAAAGGAACCGUGAAAAGACUGGAGAGAGCAAUUGUUGUGUCAUUCUGUAAAUACUUCCACUUAUUUCUGCUAACCGUGAUGUAAUAUAGUCCUUGUCUUUCAUGCUGCUGAUAUAAAAACGAAGUAACAUUGCUUCAAGAACUCUUUUUAAAACAAAUCUGUUCAUGAGAUCAAUAUUUAAAAACUGGAGCAUUUCUGUUUGGUUUAUUUUAAAGCUCUUCUGUUGUAAUGGUCAUUUUUGUUCAGUUUUUUUUUGUUACUUCCUAUAAUGCCUUCUAUAGUUUCUGUAUUUAUUUCUACAUGUGGACAAGCAAAGUUAAACUGAAGAAUACUUACACCACUGAUCCCAUUUUGCUAUAACCACGCUCUGCUGAAUUUAAACAAAUGUACAUCAGUGCUUUUUUGAAAAAGAUUAGGUUAUUUUUCUUAAUCCAAGCAUUUCUUGGAGGAAAUACGCACUGCUGAUUGUAGUGUUAAUGUUGCCUUGUUAACCAGAUGAUGAAGCCAGACUUGCUUUAAAGUUUAAAUUACAGUAAAGACUUAGCAGUUAAUUGUGAAAUAAUUUUUAUCCCACAAAAUGAAUUUCAUGCAAAUUUCAUAAUUAUUAAAAUAUGGGUAAGUCUACUGUUAAGUAUUAGGUCAUGGAAGUGUAUGUGCCUAUAUUUUGAUGAGCUUGUAGAUUUUAUUACAAAGAUUCUCUCUCUCUUUGUGCACUGCAAUAUCUUAGCAUUGCCUACAAAGGCUUAAUUUGUUGCACAAAGCAUUUUGUAGCCUUAAUGAGAGAGAGGGAGAGAGAGAAGCUUUGAAGCUUUUCUCUUUCUUACUGCUGAAUAUCAUUUAGUAUAUUUGUGGUAGAAAGUUCUAUUAAUCAUGUCUCUAUCAGUAAUGUUUUUGUCUUAUAACCUCACUGUUGACUGGAUAGUUUCUAACCUAUUACGGAAUUAAAAUAUCGUAGGGAAGUCACUCAUCAAGCUGAGUACCUUAUUUUGUUUUUCUUUACCAUAACUAUUUUAGUAGUUGUAUAAUUUGCAUUUCUGUAUCUAGUGCUUGCAGUUGUGCAAAAGAUGGGGAAACUGUAGUAUUGGUUGGCCCAAAUUUGUUUUGUGUCAGCCUUCCCCUUCCUUUUGUAUAAAAUUAUAAAUGAUAUGCUAAUUAAACCUAGAGAAUUUUGCACAGCACUGAAGCAUGAGCUACUUUCGUCCGAAUCUGUAAAAAAAAAUAAAGUUUUUAUAUUUUUCAGUGGGGGAGGUUGUGUCCUCCCAUCUGAAUUACAAAUGUGUAGAAUAUAUUUAAUAUGAAUCUUAUACAGAACUGAGAAUAGAACUUGUUAACAAGUAUAGAUUUCCUUGUAGUAUAACAGAAUAUACCAAUGUAAGUAAUAUUAGCAGCUUUAAAAUGUUGCAGGUUGACUGUGUUCUAUAUCUAAUAGAAUCUUCCCAGGUUGAACUCGAUGGUAUAUGUAAUAGUUUUUCAGAUGAUAGUCAUAUCUUAAUUGCUUUUUUCUCCUUUUAUCUGUGUUUAUUAUUUUUAGUAUGCUUUACAUGCAAUAGUUCUUACAAAAUAUUGUUCAUAUUGAUCAGGAUAAAAUUUGUAUAGAGCUAUGUUUUGCAAUGAUUGUAAAUAUCACUGAACAUUUUCUUUCUGCAACCUGUAAUGAUAGAUUACUCCUGUAAACUAAAAUAAAAUAUUGCAGU
Messenger RNA from Mobula hypostoma (lesser devil ray), 2570 nucleotides. RefSeq names its product ubiquitin-like 3a (gene ubl3a). Gene Ontology annotation, molecular function: protein binding. NCBI's taxonomy places the organism in Eukaryota, Metazoa, Chordata, Chondrichthyes, Myliobatiformes, Myliobatidae. The coding region runs from base 573 to 926 and encodes 117 amino acids. The record is from RefSeq and is a predicted model, not a curated record. The transcript has 5 exons.